Messenger RNA from Protopolystoma xenopodis, 150 nucleotides. NCBI's taxonomy places the organism in Eukaryota, Metazoa, Platyhelminthes, Monogenea, Polystomatidea, Polystomatidae. The record is from the annotation of a GenBank genome assembly.
AUGGCGAUACUUACUGACGAUGCCGACUACGAUGCCGGCGAAACGUCUGGGAAUGUACCACGUCCACGGUUCAACUUUGGAAAUGAUGAUGCAAACAAUGGACCUCAGGCUAGGUGCGUUCCAAUAAGUCUUUCUACCAGUAAGUUAUAA